ACUACGGUCACUCCGUAUCAUCGACACUGUCAGUCGGCAUCCUGAUCUUCAGUACGACGGCUACGGUCCUAACUAGCGCUUCAAAUUACCGUACAACGGAUCAUCUCCGAUUCGACAAUUAUCAGUAACAAGAGAUACUUUUCCUUCUUCGAUCAUCGGCGACCCCCUCCGCGGUCAACGACGCAACAGAAAUGGUCAAAUCGUAUCUCUUAGGUGUUGUUCUUCAAGUAUUGAUACUCGGUUUCGCCGAUGCCCAAUCUCAAGGAAGGUCGGGGUGCGUGACACCUAACGGUGUGAACGGUAUAUGUAUCGAAAUACGACAAUGCCAACCGUUGCUGAACAUUCUCCAAAUGCAACCUCUUCAACCGUCCGCUGUCGAUUUUUUGAAGCAAUCGCAGUGCGGUUUCAGCGGUAGAGAUCCCCUCGUCUGUUGCCCGAACCAACCUCCGGACAAUAUUCCACCUCGUCGGGACCAGCCUUACCCCACGGUCGAUCCGAAUCGGAACGUAGACCCGAAUUUCCCCGAUCCGACUAAUAAUGGUAACAUAGAUCCGAUAAACGACGGCGCGAACACGCAGUACAGUCUAGUCGACAAUCCUCUGCUUUCCAACGAAUGCGGUAAAGAUUUGUCACAGAGAAUUUUCGGUGGGGAACGCACGGAACUCGACGAGUUCCCUUGGAUGGCGCUCUUGGAAUACAUUAAACCGAACGGUAAGACUACAGCUUGCGGAGGGGUGCUCAUCAGUCGCCGGUAUGUCCUGACCGCGGCCCAUUGCGUGAAAGGCAAGGAUCUACCGGUGUCGUGGCGGUUGGAAGCUGUUCGUUUAGGGGAGUACAACACAGCGACCGAUCCCGACUGCGUCCAAGACGGGACGAACUCCGUGAUCUGCGCCGAUGAUCCUAUCACGGUUGGAAUCGAGGAGCAAAUCGCUCACGAGAGCUACAAACCGACAUCGAGGGACCAAAAGUACGACAUCGCCCUGUUGAGACUGACCCACGACGUCACGUUCACCAAUUACGUGAAACCUAUAUGCCUGCCACCGAACGCCGCGUUCGGGCAAAAGGUAGUUGUCGCUGGCUGGGGAAAGACCGAGAACACAUCGGCGUCGGAUGUGAAGCUGAAGUUAACGUUGCCAAUCGCCGACGACGCGUCGUGCAGGCAAACGUAUAGCAACGCGAGAGUGAUGCUCGGUUAUGGUCAACUAUGCGCCGGUGGACAGAAGGGCAAAGACUCGUGCCGCGGAGAUUCGGGUGGACCUCUGAUGUCUCUCGAGAAAGACCAGGAUGGUAAUGGAAAAUGGACCGCGGUCGGUGUCGUUUCGUUCGGGCCGUCGCCUUGCGGCAUGCCUGGAUGGCCUGGUGUCUACACCAGAGUGGCAGACUUCGUGCCCUGGAUACUUAGUAAAAUGAGACCUUAUCGAUCGCAAAGAAAAAGAGAAACACGCUCGAGACCAAACAUGAUCCGUCACGUACUCUUGUUUGCGCUCGUGGUUCUACAUGAAGCUACUGCGCAGGAUGCGUGUAUCACGCCCGAGAACAAAAGCGGUCAGUGCAUCACCGUACGAAGCUGUCAGCGAGUGAUAGACAUUCUUCAGCAGCAAAGGCCCUUGAGCAGGGAAACUCUCAACUACUUGAACAGCCUUUCGUGCGGUUUCGAGGGGAACGAUCCGAAAGUGUGCUGCGAGUUACAGACUCCAUCGGUGCCUGGAACUCAAACGUCGGAGCCUACGGCGGUCCUCGAUCCCCCGGAUGUCACGAAUCAUCCGAAUUUACGACUGCUGAACAACGACGAGUGUGGACCGGCCACGGCGUCGAAAAUCAUCGGCGGCAACCGGACAGGCGUUCUGGACUUUCCGUGGAUGGCGUUGAUUGCUUAUAACACCGGCAGAGAGACUCCAGAAUUCCGAUGUGGCGGAUCAUUGAUCAGCAAACGAUACGUGCUCACAGCUGCUCACUGCGCUACAUCGUUGCCCGGUGGUCUCACGUUGAUCGGAGUACGAAUAGGGGAGCACGAUUUGAACACGGAACGCGAUUGCGAUAGAGAUGAGACCGGUCUUGAGAUCGUCUGUGCCGACAGAUACCAAGAUUUCGGUUUGGAGAGCGUGCACUUUCAUCCUGAAUAUUCGAGCAAAAAACUGCAAAACGAUAUUGCUCUGCUUCGGUUGAACGGAGACGCCGAUUUCCGUCCGGCGAACGUGCGACCGAUUUGCAUGCCGCUUGGAGCGGCCGCUACCAUUUCGCAAAAAAAAGUUACGGUGACUGGUUGGGGUGCGACGGAACUCGGGCCGCGCAGUCAGUCGUUGCUACAAAUCAAGUUAUCGCCAGUUAGCACCGCGGAUUGCGCGGAAGCGUAUAAAGGGAAGGCAGAAAUCUGGUACAAACAGAUCUGCGCAGGCGGUAAAAGAGGCAUGGACUCUUGCUUGGGAGACAGCGGUGGACCGCUUCAAGUCCCGACAAUGUUUGGCGAAAACGUGAAAUAUGUUCAAUACGGAAUUGUCAGCUUUGGUCUGAAGAACUGCGGCACGGAAGGAGUUCCUGGAGUUUAUACCAACCUUGUAUAUUACAUGGAUUGGGUUCUAGAUACUAUUAGGCCAUAAAUAAUACACACAGUCUACAUUUUUAUUCAAUUGAUGAAAUGAUUUAUUAAACGAAUGCUAAUGAUGCCUUUACAGAGCUAAGGACUGAAAGCGAGAAGUCUUUGAACGUGAUCAAGGGAUCAAGUUGGCAGCGGCAUUCAUCGUAUUAAAACACAAUUCUACAUUUGCUCGUUUCAAAUUUUUAUAACAAUGUUACAAUAAAUCGUCAUAGUUCUAUA
This is a messenger RNA of Hylaeus anthracinus, 2815 nucleotides long. Its product is annotated as transmembrane protease serine 9-like. Lineage: Eukaryota; Metazoa; Arthropoda; Insecta; Hymenoptera; Colletidae. Gene Ontology annotation, biological process: proteolysis. Gene Ontology annotation, molecular function: serine-type endopeptidase activity. The transcript is spliced from 9 exons. The coding region runs from base 192 to 2597 and encodes 801 amino acids. The record is from RefSeq and is a predicted model, not a curated record.